Messenger RNA from Megalops cyprinoides (Indo-Pacific tarpon), 2384 nucleotides. RefSeq names its product synaptotagmin-like 4 (gene sytl4). Lineage: Eukaryota; Metazoa; Chordata; Actinopteri; Elopiformes; Megalopidae. Gene Ontology annotation, molecular function: neurexin family protein binding; small GTPase binding; phospholipid binding. Bases 114 to 2234 code for a protein of 706 amino acids. Gene Ontology annotation, biological process: exocytosis; intracellular protein transport. The record is from RefSeq and is a predicted model, not a curated record. Gene Ontology annotation, cellular component: exocytic vesicle; plasma membrane. The transcript has 17 exons.
GCGGCGAGAGGGAGAAAGACCUUUGGACUAAGGACGGCUACUGCCUUUUGCAGUGAUAACGAACGAUACCUGUCCUUUUUCGUGGAGGACGAGGUCAGAGGUCAAAGGUGAAGAUGCUGGAGAGCGUGGAGAUGAUCAACCUGGCGUUCCUGACGGACUCGGAGCGGGAGGUGAUCCUGGAGGUGCUCCGGCGGGACGAGGAGCUGAGGCAUGCUGAGGAGCAGCGUGUACGGCGGCUGAAGGUGGAGCUGCUCGAAAUCCGGAGAAAGGGAGCCAAGCGCAGCAGCGGGAACUACAGCGAACGCAGCUGCGGGCGCUGUCAAGAGCCGCUGGGUCGCUUGGCAACCGGCACCAGCCAGUGCCAUGGCUGCAACCACCAAGUGUGCCGAAACUGCCGCACUGUCCACCCCAAUGAAUCCUGGUUGUGCAGCGUGUGCGCAAAGGAGGCGGAUCUGAAGAAGAGUACUGGAGACUGGUUCUAUGACCAGCGAGUGAACCGUUUCUCAAAUACACCUGGACAUGACAUAGUGAGAAGCUCCCUGAAGAAGAGGCCUCCAUUGAAGAAGCGAGAGACGGUUGGGGAGGUUCUCCUACAGAACAAAGCGAUGAACCCCAGCCAUCCCUCCCCGCUGCCCCGCCCAAGAGUGAAGGACCUGGUGGCCAAUGAGAAGACUGUCUCCUCUGAGCUGGCGAACCCCCCCGAGGCUCGGGAGCAGCAGCGCAGUGACACCGAGUCGGCAGAGAAGGCCAGCCUGAGCAGCCUCAAAACUGACACAGAGUCCUCCCGCGGGACACCCGUCCUGCCACGGAGAGAUGGAGAGGCGGAGGGAGAGUCGACAGCCAAAUCCAGUCCCGCGGGGUCCUGUGUAUCCACUCUGACCGUCCCCAUCAAAGCAGAGGACACCUCCAGCCAUUCUUCAAACAUAGAAACAGUCGUACGGCUGCGUGGAAUUCCCUUACCAGGGCUGGUAGCUGAGGAUGGUGGGCUGUUCAAGAGGAGCAUCAAGAGAGUCCAGAAACCUUCGGACUACAGUCGGCCCACCUCGGUGCUGGACCUUCGUGAGGGUGGUGCAGAGGCCACAGGAACCACCAUGGGGGACAGAAGCAAGUCGGUGCCUGGGCUUAACAUGCAGGAGGAAGAGGAGGAAGAGGACAUAGACAGUUUGGUGGAGAUCCACAGAAAAACGACUGGCAGCAGUACAUUAAGCCUUCGCAGCUCCAAGAGCACACUGGGCAGUCUGAUGAGUGUGUACAGCGAGGCUGGAGAUUACGACACCGUGGAGGUUAGUGGAAAUAUUGCAUUCUCCCUGAGCUACGAUGAACGCACCCAGACCCUCUCCGUCCUCGUCAAGGACUGCAGCGGCCUGGCCUACGGAGACUCAGCCAAACAGCGCUCCAACCCGUAUGUCAAGUGCUACUUGCUCCCAGACAAGUCUCGCCAGAGCAAGAGGAAAACUACAACCAAGCGCAACACCAUCAACCCUGUCUACAAUGAAACCCUGAAGUACUCCAUCACCCACUCCCAGCUGCUCACGCGGUCCCUGCAGCUGUCCGUGUGGCACCAUGACCGCUUCGGCCGAAACGCUUUCCUGGGGGAGGUGGACCUCCCGCUCGACAGCAGGAACCUGACCUCUGCCCACGAGGAGCGCGUGGCACUCAGGGGAAAGGUGGCCGCCUCGCUCGCUUCUGCCUUCGCUCAGUACAAAGGAGAGCUGGUGAUUUCCCUGAAGUACGUCUCUGCAAAUGAGCCGCCGACGGACAAGGCAAAAGGCAAGAAGAAGAAGAAGGAGGAGGAGGGUGGAGAGCUGCAUGUCCUGAUCAAAGAGGCGAAGAACCUGACAGCGAUGAAAGCUGGAGGCACGUCGGAUUCCUUUGUCAAGGGGUAUUUGCUGCCGUCUAAGACCAAGGCCACCAAGAGGAAGACCCCGGUGGUGAAGAAAACUCUGAACCCGCACUACGACCACACGUUCGUUUACAAGGACCUGACCCUGGAUCAGCUGAAGGGCAUGUGUCUGGAGCUGACCGUGUGGGACCGCGAGGCCAUGUCCAGCAACGACUUCCUGGGCGGAGUCCGUCUGACUUCUGGAGGAGGUGCAGAGCAGGGAGCAGCCACAGGGUGGACAGGGGACUCCACUGGGGAGGAGGUGUGUCUGUGGCAGAAGAUGAUGCAGUACCCUGACUCGUGGGCAGAGGGCACUCUUCCACUGCGGUCCUCCAUGGGUAAGGGCAAGUGAGAUCAUCAGCCCACUGUGUGAGAGAGGAGGGGGAGCAGAUUGCAGACACAGAGAUGCUCCUUUAUUCAUUUCAGUUACUGUACUGACUGCCAUCAGUUCUGUACUCUGUGAACCUCUUCAUUUUAUUGGAGCUGUGACUGAAUCCUUAUG